GCCGCAAGCUCAGGACAGUUAAUAAGGGUGGUCUGGUGAAACGCUGAGCAAGGCUACUGCUAAGAAACCAAAGACUAUCUCAAAUAUGAGAGGCACAACUUACUCACAGAAGACACUGACGGUCAGCGGCAGCAGCAGGAUGCGGGUACAGAGUCCAUCGCCGACCCGAUGCCGGGGAUCCUCGUUCACUCGAGGGCGUUCCGGAUUCCAGGGCGCCGCUGUAGAGGUCGGGACGGAGUUACACAAGGUCCACGUGAACGAAAAGGAGGAGAUGCAGGAGCUGAACGUACGCUUCGCCAGCUACAUCGAGAAAGUUCAGGCGCUGGAACAGAAGAAUGCAGCCCUUAAAGCCGAAUUAGCUGCUUUGCAAAACCGCUACAAGGGAGGGCCCAGUAACAUCGGGGAAGAAUAUGACAUCAAGUUUAAAGAAAUGAGAGAGCUCAUCGAGUCUCUGACCAAGGAGAAAGGAGCCGCCGAUAUCGAACGGGGCUAUAUCGAGGAAGAAAUCGAGAUAUGGAGGUUCAAACUCGAAGAGGAGCUUUCACUCAAAGAGGAGGCAGAGAGGAUACUGCGAGAAUUCCGCGAAGAUGUCGACAACGCCACCUUGCAAAAGGCAGACCUGGAGAAGAGAGUGGAACAACUGGUGGCUGAGAUGGAGUUCCUUAAAAAGCUUCACGAUGAGGAAGUCGCUGAUCUCAUGAAACAGAUCGAGGACUCCAAGGUGACAACUGAGCUGGACUCCGACCGGCCAGACCUGGCCACUUACCUGCGCAACAUUCGGGUCGAAAUCGAGCAAGCGGCCUCUCGUAACGUGCAGGAGGCCGAGAAGUGGUACAAGGGUAAGUUUGACACUCUGAAAGUCCACGCAAGCAAGCAUGAAGAUCAGAUGAAGUCCAUGAAGGAAGAGAUCACCACCUUUCACAAUCAAGUGGUCGACCUGCAGAAUCAGAUCGAUGGAUUACGAGCCAACAAUGCAGCAUUAGAGCAGCAGUUGGAAGACAUGGAGGUCGGACACAUGGAUAAAGUGUCUGGCUUGGAGAGCAUCAUUGCUCAGCUUGAGAACCAGCUCUGUGAGACCAAGAUCGAAAUGGGCAAAUACUUACAGGACUACAAGGAACUUCUUCAUAUUAAGCUGAAGCUAGAUGCUGAGAUCGCCACCUACAGGAAGCUGCUGGAAGGCGAAGAGAAGAGACUGGGCAUUUCUGCAGAGAGCGUAUCAGGAUGAACUACAGAGGAGCGGAGCGCCUCACUGGCUCGCAGUGUGGAAAGUCACACCGUUUCCAAAAUCCCCGGCUGAGGCCCCCCCCCUGCUCUUCCACCCCGACCCGAGAAGACGACAUACUAGACCACCCUUGUCACCCCUAAACCCUAAAAGAAUGCCCAUGUGAUGCUGUGCUAUGGUUAAAGAGUACGACCCAAGCCAAAGGAAACCAUCUCCCCUCCCCAAGCCUAACGUAACACGAAUGCUUAGUGUACAAAAAGCACCACAAAACCAAUAAAGCUUGACUUUAGUGCAUAAA
This is a messenger RNA of Brienomyrus brachyistius, 1520 nucleotides long. Its product is annotated as vimentin-like. The record is from RefSeq and is a predicted model, not a curated record. Bases 86 to 1225 code for a protein of 379 amino acids. Gene Ontology annotation, cellular component: plasma membrane; intermediate filament; cytoplasm. Gene Ontology annotation, biological process: intermediate filament organization. The transcript is spliced from 3 exons. Gene Ontology annotation, molecular function: structural constituent of cytoskeleton. NCBI's taxonomy places the organism in Eukaryota, Metazoa, Chordata, Actinopteri, Osteoglossiformes, Mormyridae.